This is a messenger RNA of Drosophila santomea, 578 nucleotides long. RefSeq lists its product as uncharacterized. Lineage: Eukaryota; Metazoa; Arthropoda; Insecta; Diptera; Drosophilidae. The coding region runs from base 100 to 501 and encodes 133 amino acids. The record is from RefSeq and is a predicted model, not a curated record. The transcript has a single exon.
UUAAAACUCACUCAACUACACAAUCUAGUUCGAUAAACACCUAACACACUUUAGUUCAUAAAAUAUCUAUUUACUCCAAGAAUCAACUUGGGGACAAAGAUGCUCAUUCCAGAGGUGGACAUGUGGAAUGUGUCCAAGAGUAGCCGGAUACACCGCCUUUCCAUUUUCACUUGCGAUAAGCCUGGACUGAAGGUGUUGGCCUACACCGCAGUGCGGGGAGUGGAUAGGUUCUACUUGGAGUGCCAGGACUACAGGGAUUACUUCAGAGACCCCUAUAAUCGAGUCCACAAGCCCAAGAGGUUCACGACGUAUGCAGGCAGGUGCGACGCAAAGUUGGAUACCGAAGUCGAGAUCCUUUCAAUGCCGACCUCGUGGCGCAUUGAUCGCCAGCCCAUCAUCUAUCCAAUCGACUAUCACUCGGAUAUGGCACUUGGUAGAAGGGACUGCGAUCACAUCAAAGCCUUCUGUUCCCCAGCCGAGAGCCUUAGCUUCAAGCGAUAGGUGCCUCCAAGUGCAUGGGAUUCCUGGGAUCGGCUGUUACCCUUUUGGCAGUUUAAAUACAGUUUAAGCAUUGCAAA